This is a messenger RNA of Argentina anserina (silverweed cinquefoil), 1525 nucleotides long. Its product is annotated as delta(14)-sterol reductase. Gene Ontology annotation, molecular function: oxidoreductase activity, acting on the CH-CH group of donors, NAD or NADP as acceptor. NCBI's taxonomy places the organism in Eukaryota, Viridiplantae, Streptophyta, Magnoliopsida, Rosales, Rosaceae. The transcript is spliced from 14 exons. Gene Ontology annotation, cellular component: endoplasmic reticulum membrane. Gene Ontology annotation, biological process: sterol biosynthetic process. The record is from RefSeq and is a predicted model, not a curated record.
CCAAUUGGUGAACUAUAUGGUGAUGUAAAAUUACAAGUGCAGGGAGGUGUGUGAAUUCCACGAAUGCCAAAAUGAAACCAAACCCUGAAUUUUUUAUGGGAAAUUUGUUUUCCAGGGAGUCCACAAUCCCCAUCUAACGGCUGCAGUUGUUAAUUUUUACGGAGAUCCUCUCCCAAGUUUUACAGAGGCGGGCUCCAAAAAACCAUAGCUGCCUGCAAGUCCUCACACUUACCUUGGCACUCAUACGAAACCAUGGAUCUCCAUCUCCUAAUCCCAUCACUCACCUCUGUUGCUAUACUAGCAUUCUUCUUCGCUUACUUUGCCGUUGCCCGAUAUAUACUCCCAGAAAAACUCGUCCCGGACACCGUAUUGCAAGAUGGCUCUCGUCUCCAUUACCGCUGUAAUGGUCUGCUGUCGCUUCUCAUUCUCGCUGGGAUUCUCGGAGCUGCUUCCAAGUUGGAUAUCAUAUCACUUAAUGUACUAGCAGAUAGAGGACUUGAGCUAUUAUCCACAACUUUGGUGUUUAGUUUUCUGGUCGCACUUGUACUUUACGUUGUUGGCUGCCAAUCAAGCAACCACAGUUCUUCCUUAAAGCCUCAUGUGUCUGGGAAUCUUAUAGAUGAUUGGCGGUUUGGAAUACAGCUGAACCCUCAUUUUAUGGGCAUCGACCUCAAGUUUUUCUUUGUUAGAGCUGGAAUGAUGGGUUGGCUAUUUAUCAGUCUUUCAAUUUUCGCAAGAAGUAUCGGAGAGGGCACGUUGAGUCAAUCAAUGGUCCUCUUUCAGUUAUUCUGUUCGAUAUGCAUUCUGGACUACUUUAUUCAUGAGGAGUACAUGACCUCCACAUGGGACAUAAUUGCGGAGAGAUUGGGCUUUAUGCUGGUAUUUGGAGAUCUAGUCUGGAUUCCUUUCACUUUCAGCAUCCAGGCAUGCUGGUGGCUUCUGAGCGAUGUUGAGUUAAGAACAGCCGCUGUUAUUGCAAAUUGCUUCACUUUUAUUAUCGGGUACCUAGUAUUUAGAGGAACCAACAAGCAAAAGCAUGUUUUUAAGAAAGAUUCCAAAGCGCCUAUCUGGGGUAAACCUCCAACUGUCAUUGGGGGAAAGUUGCUUGCUUCUGGUUAUUGGGGAAUUGCAAGACAGUUUAAUUACCUUGGGGACUUGUUACUUGCACUGUCUUCUAGUUUACCUUGUGGGUUCUCCAGUCCCAUAUAUCCAAUAUAUCUUCUCAUUCUGCUUAUUUAGAGAGAAAGAAGAGAUGAAGCUCGCUGGGCCGAGAAGUAUAGGGAUAUCUGGGCAGAAUACCGCGGACUGGUUCCAUGGAGAAUAUUACCCUACGUUUAUUAACAAGCAUUCUCUACAGUAACUUAACAUAUCAUGAUGGCGUAGCUGCGAUUAUGAUCAAAAUGCCGAGCGAAUGUAGCUGAACCCCAUGCACUCUUGUUUGUACCAAAUGACUACAAUUUUGAAUACACUAAUCAUAUAGUGCUCGUGUUCCGUCUUAGUGACAUGAAAAUAAAUCCAGAAUGGA